AUGGCAACCCCAAAUCGUAUAAGUAAACACGAGCGAGGAAUCAUGGCGAGCAGCAAUCCGACCAAAGUUUUACUUCUCGGUCCAGCAAAGCGGAAAUUGAAAUUGUUUGACUUUUGCUGGGCAUAUACUAUUUUCCCGCCCGAUAUGACGCAGAGUGGAAAAACCACGCUGGCCAACUUCUUGUCGGAUGCCAAAGACGCCAUUGGCCAGUACCGUCCGACUGUCGGCUGUCGAAUUUUGGAAUUCCAAAUCGAAUCGUCCCAGCUGGCCCAUCACAGUUCGUCGAGAACAAACAACAAUAACACAAACAAUAGUGAAAUCCAGUUGUGGGAUUGCAGUGCGGAUAGAAACGUCAGCAACUGUUUGCCAGCUAUUGCAAAUGAUGCUGCUGGCGUCUUGUUGGUUUACGACAUCACAGCUGACGACCACACAACUGAACUGGAAGAACUCUACAACGUGUGGAACAACUACCUCGAAUUAAGUCCGUCCCGCUACUUGAUUGUGGCUCGCAAAUGGGGUGACGGUCAACCUAACCGAAAACGUACCAUCAAGAUGGGUACUCUGGCCCGGCUGUCUAGAGUCGAAUGGGACAUUGACUCGGACGGACAUCGAGUUCAAAAUGAAUUCAGGUCUUUCAUGUCCUCAGUUCUGCUCGACAUUCGCCGUAAACGCGAAGAGGAAGAAAUAACGAUCCUUAAACAGUAA
Messenger RNA from Daphnia pulex (common water flea), 705 nucleotides. RefSeq names its product intraflagellar transport protein 22 homolog. The record is from RefSeq and is a predicted model, not a curated record. Gene Ontology annotation, cellular component: endomembrane system. The transcript is spliced from 4 exons. Lineage: Eukaryota; Metazoa; Arthropoda; Branchiopoda; Diplostraca; Daphniidae. Gene Ontology annotation, biological process: intracellular protein transport. Gene Ontology annotation, molecular function: GTPase activity. Bases 1 to 705 code for a protein of 234 amino acids.